GCGAACGUGAAAAAAGAUGGCCGCUUUAGCUAAAGCCCCGACUACACAUGAAGGUAAAUGUGUCUCUUUUACACUCCAAGAAACAAUACUAUGCCAGCUUUAUCCAUUGCCUGAGUAACUGAAGUACAUUUUCUUCCUUUCAGAAAUCGAGUGGCAAAUUCAGCAAUUACAAGCUCAACGAUCGAAUUUACCCAAAGUUGACAUCGGAGAAAAGGUUAGAUUUUCCUGACGUACUCUUUUAUUCGCGUCUACUUUCGACUGUGUUAUAUGAGGAGAUACAUUUUCAAUGUCUUAUUUGCCUUCUGUAUUGUUUUAAUGUAGAUAUCAAAAGCUUUUUAGGCUUCACCAUCAUAAAGUACCUCAAAUAGUAUAAUAAAAAUGUAAUUCAAGAAGAUGAUCGACUUGUUUGCAUUGUUGGUCAUGUACCUUUUAGGUUGGGUUAGCUUCUGUUGGCGAAGGAGGAUAUGAUGUCGACAUUUAUGGUGCGGGUGGUGGCAGGUCAGUGUCCGUUAUUUCUCUCUCGAUAAUUAUUCUUGUAUGUUACAAAUAUUAUCAGUGACUGUACUAAUUGAAAAUUUUCAGUCGCAUUAUCCCGAAUACUUUUUUUUUGCAUCACGUAUUAUUAAUUUUCCUGUGAUAAAUUUAUUUCCUUUAUGCUGCCAGAUAUGACCUCUCUGUUUAUUGAUAUUCAUUUCAGGUUUGAAGGCUAUUCAAUCGAUAUUGCUCCAAAUGAACAAGAAGAGGUGAGCAUCCUUAAAUCUGGUAUUCAUUAAAUAUUUGUACUGAGAAUGUCUAACAACCUGGUUUCAGAACCCCAUAGAUUUGUUGCAGUUAUUCUGUUUGCUUAAGUACUAGUACUGCUCACAUCUAUUUUUUUAAAUUUUGAAGUAUUUUUUUUAUUUGUUCAUGACAGGAUGAUGAUGAUUACUCUACCACUAUUAUGCAUCCUUCAAGGAACACUUAUACAGCCCCUACAGCACUGUUAAAUGAUAUAGCCAGGUCCUCUGAGAAUGUAAGUAAACCUCAACAAUGUUUGUCUCUUGUCUCAAAUCCUUUCAUAAUUUUAUAAGUAGAGAUUCAUUGAGAUAGUACUACGAAUGGAAGAAGAGUUAACCCUUUAACUCCCAAGAUCAGAUUGUAAAUUCUCCCCUGUAUCUAACACACAAUUCCUUGUAAAUAAAUGAUGAGAAUUUGGUGUUAGAUCAAGAUAACAACUUCUUCCUGAUAAGUUUGAGUAUUCUCAUUACCUGGUGACUGGCUAAUGUAGGGAUGUUAUAGGGGGAAGUUACAAGUUAAUCACUUCAGGGAGGUAAAGGGUUAAUCUUGACUGUACUGUAUGACAUAGGUAUAUAAAAAACAGCAACAAUAAUAUAGCAGCUGAGUAAGGAAUCAAUUUGACCUUUUGACCUCUGAGAGUGACUAGUAUUUAGUAUUUCCUUACAGCGUCACCCUCAAAUCAGACAUCAAGGUCACAAGAAUAAAGGAAAUGAUCAUUAGCUUAAAAAAGUCAGGAUUAUUUAACAAUUUCUCCUAGUCAGCACCUUAGGAAAUGUAUAGAGAACAGUAUGAAGAAUAUGUAUAACUGAUGUUAAUGUGUAAAAGCUUAGAGAGAAGUGAGUUUGAUAGAAAAGAAUCACAGGUUCUUCUAUCUUCAUUGAUUACAGGUGGAUCCAUUUGCACAACACAGGCAGCAAACCAUUGCGGAGCGUGAAGAUGAAUACAGAGCAAGGAGAAGGCAGAUGGUGAUAUCACCACCAAGGCAUGAUCCUUUUGCAGAUGGUAGGUGUUGUAGAUUGAUGGAUUAUUUUUAAGUAUUCUUUAUGCCAGUGUUUCUCGUGUAUGUGUUUAACCUGCUACAAGGUAGUCAAGUAGGAGGUAAAGUGUGGUUGGAAUUGAGGAUUUGCCCACAAUGAUGAUGGUCACAUAAUAGUCCAUUUUACAGUUGUGUGCUUGGUUGCCAAGCCUUUGAACAGGAAUGAGGCUAAGGGUGACCUUGUUAUGAUACAAACCUUGCUGCUUUUCAAAUGCAAAUUACUUUGUUAUCAUGCUAACUAGAUACUGGUCUCUAUCACAACAAGGUCACCUUCAGCCUCACUCCAAAUCAAAGGCUUGGCAACUAAGUGCACAAAUGUAAAAUGGCUAUUGUAAUUAACCAUAAGUAGAGAAGAAUGAUCAUUUUUUGGAAUUCAUUACAACAUCCAGUUGCAACCUUGUUUUGACUUAGAAAUGUUUUAUUAGGUAUCUAAAUUAGUUAUUCAAUUGAUGAUCAAAUUUAGUUCUAUUUAUUGACUGAUUUACCUGUUAGCCGUUAUAUACAAUUUUGCAGUUUUCAAAGUUUUGUCAGUAGUCCCAUGAAGACAGACAAAUUAGUGACAUAAGAAUCAUUGAAGAAUUCUUGUUGACUUAAAUCAAGUCCUCCUCUUAAGCUUUCUAAGCAGUAUUCCUUUAAAGAAUUGGCAAGGGAGCUUAUUGCCAAGAAUCUGUGCCUCCCACCCUUGAAAAAGGCUUAAUUUUUCAAGUGAAGUAGAAUUUUCCAGCCAAGUUUGAACAAGGAAAUUAUCCUUUGUAACCAACACUGUUGACUCCAUUGGUCUCCUAUGAUUCCUUAAGCUGCCUCAAAUUUACUAAGCAUUGCUUUUUCCAUCUGUGAAUAUACCCUAAAGUAGAUGUUUGGCUAAUGCAAAACUUUCUUUGGUUCUUUGCAAAAGGCUGUCUUGCCUAUGCAGUGUUGUUAGUCUGGCUAGAGCAGUUUUUGAUUGGCUGUUGCAAAGAAAAUUACACAGUGUAUCACUUAUAGCUUUUUUGUAAUUCAACAGUAAUUUACUAAGAUUAUUAGAGAAUCUGCUCUUCAUACCAAAAGUUAAAAUCCAGUGGAAUUUUAUUUUUGAAAAAAAUUAUGUGCCACAUGUUUUUUUGAUAUUUUGUUUUCCAUGUGCUGGUAGACUAGAUUUUUUGGUCAUCAUUUGUCAUUCAAAAACUGCUCUUUGCUUUUAUGAUUUAAGUAAGAACUGUUUACUUCAUUUUACUUACUCCUAAACCCCUUUUCUUCAUUCAGCGGUGAUGGAAACUUCACUCAUCAACUGCGCAAAAUUAAUGCAAGAGUAUUUGUCUCAAUGUUGGUUAUUUAUAGAUACUAUUGUUCAAGUUUUAUUUUUGGUACAAGUCUUGUGGAACAAAGUGUCAUUACCAGCAUAAUUUCAAGGCUAUAUAAUUUUUGAAUGACAAUGUUUGAAUAUUUCAAUGUUUGCUAAAUUGUAGCUGUUCAAGUUUGAAAACAGUUUUCAAAGUGUUAUACUUGCAAGUAAUUUGAAUUCUUGAUGGUUUCACAACAGUGUUUCAUCAUCAAUACAUGAAUCUAUGUGCAAAGGGAACCCUUUUUUCCUCAAAAUUAUAUAAUUUUUACAGUACUCUGUAUUCUGAAAUGCAAGGUGAAUUUUAAUCAUCUUCACUUAAAAAAAAAAUUGAAAAACAGAUGUAGUCAGACAAAAUUUUGUACUAUCAUGCCAAAGCUAACUUCAUCCCUUCCAAAAUUAGUAAAUUAAAAAAAAGAGGCAUUGUGAAGAGGACACCUUUCCUCAAAAUCCAGGGAAAGUUUAUUGAAAUUUCAUAUUUGUAGGGUGUAGAAUACACAGUACAUACUUAGAGUAAGAUGCCAUAAGCCAGUACUGAUGCUACACAGUGGUCGAUUACUGACCUCUGAAGAAUUUUUAAAUAGGAGAAGUGCUUGAGUUUAUCAACUAACUCGAUGCCAUGCCAAGAUGCGACGUCAGUGACUCAUCUCAAGACUAGCCAUUGGGUUGGUGUUACCUUGCCGCAGCCACCUUUCCAGACAAAAAAAAAAAACAAUUGUACAUGUGUGGUGUUAUUGUGUCUGUUUGUCAUAAUCUGUCUUUUGCAACUAGCAGCUUAGUUUUAACAAAUGCACUUGCUGGUUUCUGAAAGUCCUAAAAUGGCAGUUACAAUUGAACUGUUUCCAUGGGUUUGAAGAGACUGGCAAUUGUUGUGUAAGAGUAGUAGUUGAAAGAAUUUCAGAGGAUUGAAUUGCAAGAAACUGCAUGGUAAAUUUUUGUGGUAGGGUUUUCUAGUCUGUUGUACCUCUUCAUAUUGUUAGCUAAGCUGCUGUGAUAAUUUUAUUAUUUUGUCAUGUGCUGUUGUGUUUGGUAAUUUGAAAGCAGCUAAUAUUGUUUCUGUUUUUUAUUUUUCUCUUGUAAGGUGGCAAAACACCUGAUCCAUCCCAGUUGAUUAAUACAAGGACGUAUCAGGACAUUAUUCAAGAAACAGCUCUUCAGAGAGAGCAGGUUUGUAUUCUAUGCACUUUACAUAGAUUAUGGACUAAAUUAAUGAUAUUUUGAGCUGAAGAAGGAAUAGUCUCAUUUUUGUGAAGGGCUCUCUUUUUUGUUAAGUUUUGCCAUAUUAUAGAUUUUUCAUCAGUAAUGUUGGGCUUUUUUUCUUAAUGAUUUGUUACAUAACUUCUGUCAUUGAAACCUUCUACAUGAUGAUCCUUCAAGUUAUCAAGUAGGAUGGUCUUUGUGGAAAAGGUUAGAACAGUAGUGAUAAGUUUUGUUUGUCUCCUCUCUAGGCACAAAUCUUUCAUGAUAUCAGGAACCAAGCAGCCUCAGGGGAAUUACAAAAGGCUCAACCAGCUGCAGCAUCAAAACCAGGUUUGUUUCUGUUAACCUUUCAACCAAGAUUUGAUUGUGAAUUCUCCCCUCUAGCUGUGACAUAUUUCAUUGUAAAUUAAUUACAAGAAUUUGGUGUUAGUUCUAUAUAACAACAUUUACCUAAUAACUUUGAGUGUUCUCAUUACCUGUGUUGGUUGAUGUAUGGAUAUUAUAUGGAGAAGUUACAUGUUAAUCAUCUCAAGGAGUUAAAGCUUUUCAAUCCCCUCUUCAAGUAUUAAUAUUGCAACAAGAUAACACUGUGCUUUUGAUGAUUAUUGGAUAUUUAUCUUCUCUUUUUUAUUUCUGGGGAGGAAGGGAAGAAACAUGUAAAAUAGGUGCAAGCAGCACGCUUAGCUGAUACUGAUAAAAUGUGGAACAGAGUUGUUUGCAGUUUAAACAUGAGUGGAAUUGUAUUUCAUUUCAUUUCAGAGAGGAAGCGCCGCAGAUGGGAUCAGCAGGCUUCUGGAGAUGAAACACCAGCCAAGAAAAAGUCUAGCAGUUGGGAUCAGGCUGAGGUAGGAAAACUUGCUUCUCAGAGACGUCAACCUUUUUUUCCUCAGGAUAUAUCUAUGAGUACUGGCUUCAUGUCCUUAAGGCAGUAUAUAAAUCAAAGACAACUCAAUUCUUGUACUGUUUAUGAACCCUCCAACCAGUCUUUAGUCAGCUUUGAAAGCAAUAAAUGCAGCCAUUUCUUUCUCAGAUAAAAUUUUAAAACCUUCAAAACCUUUGCUUGCUUUCAUUACAGAUGGCGACUCCUUCUGCCAGUCGCUGGGAUGAAACUCCUGGGCGUGUAAAAGGCUCAGAAACACCAGGUGUUACCCCCCACAGGCCUGGCUCUGAGACACCAGGAGCUACCCCUAGCACCAGGAUAUGGGAAGCUACACCAAGCCAUGUGACCCCUGGACAUGCCACACCUGGACAUGCCACUCCUGGCGGCAAUACCACACCAGGUAAAGUCUUCUUUUUGUGUGCUUAGGGUUCAUAUAUUUAUGUAUAUCAGUUCUUAUUUUGGGUCAACUAUUGUUAAUUUCUAAUGGCCUUUGUUUGAUUACUAGGCAUUUCAUCAACCAGGAGAAAUCGCUGGGAUGAAACUCCCAAGACAGAAAGAGGUUUGUUGUUUUCAGUAUCUCAAUAAUCUCCUCUUUACUGGGCAGUUGUUGAUUUUGAAGGGAAGUGUCACCAGUUUUAAGUUCUACUAUUUUUACAAUGACAGCUGCGGAUUUUAAACAUGAUCUAGCUGUUGACUUUUUUCCCUUAAAUUGUGCACAAUGAAAUAACUAAAUUUCCUGAACAGUGCGAGUUCCUUUAGGCUAGCAGGAUCACAAUACAUUACCAAAAUGUUAGAGAGUAAUUAUUAUAGAAAAGAUUGAAGUAUAUUGAGACAAUUGAUCCUCCAUAAACUUGGAAAAUUGAACACAAGAUAUAAAUGAAAAAUAACAUGCUGAUGUUUAUGGACGGCUUUUCUCCUCAAAGGUGAAACUCCAGGUCAUGCCACUCCAGGUCAUGCCACUCCAGGCUGGGCAGAAACUCCUAGAACAGAUCGCACUGGUGCUGAGACACCUGGAGCCACACCUACUCCAGGAAGUAAGCGACGUUCACGAUGGGAUGAGACACCUGCCAGUCAAAUGGGUGGCACCACCCCGAUGAUAGGUACUAGUGGCGUGACACCAGCUGGACCUGCAGCCAUGCAGAUGCAGACACCUACCCCAGGACAGAUGGCUAUGACACCAGAGCAGAUGCAGGCAUAUCGCUGGGAGAGAGAAAUUGAUGAAAGGAACAGGUACCUUUCUGAUGAUGAACUGGAUUCAUUUUUCCCAAAAGAGGGAUACAAGGUAUGAGUGUUUUGUUCUUAUUUUGAAUUAAUUAGGGGGGAAAAAGGGUUUUUCCCUUUCUUUUUUUGCCUUUGAGCUUCACAAAGAAGCAGACUAUUCUCAAGCAGAUUUGAAGUCAAUUCUGUGGAAUGGUGUGGACUUUAUCUGAACCAGUCUUCAUUUGGUAACUGUUUAAAUGUUUCACUCUUAUUGUUUUAAACAUGUACUAGUAAUGCUUUCAAAACUUGUGGUCCUUUUCCAAUGCAUGUGCAAUAAAAUGACACAAAAAGACCUUAAAAUCUUCAAGUGAGAAGAGAACAAGACUUGACUGCACUUCACAAAUUACUGGUUACCACCAGUUUCUUGUUUCUUGUUUCUUGUUUCUUUCAAACUUUCCAUAAACCUGGGCCAGGUUGUUUAAAGUGGGGUUAAGAUAACCCAGGGUUGGUAUGAAAUCUUAUUCCAGAUCUGAAAGCUUUAAAAGGAAGUUCACUAUAAUUUUUUUCAUCUACAAUUUGAUUAUUUUAUGCUCUAAAAAGAACAGAGAAUAUUAUCCAAAAAAGGCUUUUGAACAAAGGAAUAAAGAAACCUGGAUUGAAAGUUAACCCUUGGUUAGUGCUAAUCAGUCUCUGAACAACUGGGCCCUGAUGAUCAACAUUUUAUCUUUUAGAUUCUUGAGCCACCUCCAGGCUAUCAGCCUAUCAGAACUCCAAGCCGUAAGCUAACAGCCACUCCCACCCCUAUAGGGGGAAGUGGCUUUUUCAUCCAGGUAUGUGAUACUGACUUCCUUUCUUGUCAUCCACACUAUCCAUUUAAAAUGUUGGAAAGAUUAUAUGGCUUGUUGAUAUGAUACCAUCUCAUCUCUGUCAUGUGGAAUUUAUUCAAGAUAACGCUUAUGCUGUUGUUGAAAUAUUUCACUUGUGACUAAUUGUUUUCUUUUUAUUUGUUAAUGCAGCAAGAAGACAGAUCAGCCAAACUGGUUGAAGAUCAACCACCUGGUAACUUGCCCUACUUGAAACCAGAUGAUGUACAGUACUUUGAUAAGCUGCUGGUAAGUUGAAAAAGCCCAAGACUUUAUCGGUGUAGACAUACAAGCAGCAGCUCCCACACGUUUUACUGAAAAAAAGAACUGUUAGUUGAUACCUUUUUUAAAAUCUUAUUACUUUUCUUCAGGACAGUACGUAUAUUGUUAGUUGAAUUUCUGUGCUGAUGACUUGAAGGAGGCAAGAGAGUGUACAAUAAUGGUUAUAAAGUAAAACACACCCAAGAGUAUUUUGUUCUAUUUGGAAAAAAUAACUAAAUAAUAGAUUUUUGAAUUUGUUUAAACUGUGCUGUGUCUCACCCGGCCUCAUGAUAUCAACAGGUGGAUGUUGAUGAGAGCACUCUUAGUCCAGAAGAGUUGAAGGAAAGAAAGAUCAUGAAACUCUUACUGAAGAUUAAAAAUGGCACUCCACCCAUGAGAAAGGCUGCCUUGCGUCAGAUCACAGACAAAGCUCGUGAGUUUGGAGCAGGUCCACUGUUCAACCAGAUCCUACCUCUUCUUAUGUCUCCUACACUUGAAGAUCAGGUGACGUAAAAUUUGAACAAACUUCUGCUUUUGUUCUUUUGAUGCUCAGUGUGAAAUGGAAUUUAUAUUUAUUUGGUGAAGUUGGGCAGUUCUUUGCAUGCACUUGUAUUUUAGGCAUAGUUUAUAUGAUUUAAAAACAGUUUGAUGUGGGUUCUUUUGGUUAAUUACUUUGGUAACAUAGCAGGAUCAAAGAAAAAACUGAUCUAUUUUAAAACCAUUUUAAACUAAAACAUAAGUACUUGGACCCUCAACUUCCUGAUAGUAAUGGCCUCUGUCCAUUCAUCACGUGCUUGCUUGGAAGAAAAUAAAUUCCUAGAUACUUUGUGAAAUUGUGUACACACUGAAAUAGCUAGCAUGCACUCAUGUGUACAUCUGUACAUGAAAUCUGAACUCUUAAGCCUGAAUUUUUGUUAAAUGUAAAGAUUUUUUAAAAAUUGUCUACAGCUGUCCUUGCUCAUUUUUACUUUUGAUGAUUCAAUCAUUUUCAUCUCUCUGAUGAAGGAGUUUUUUUUGUUUACAGGAACGUCAUUUGUUGGUGAAGGUCAUUGACAGAAUUCUGUACAAACUUGAUGAUCUUGUUCGUCCAUUUGUCCAUAAGGUAAGCUAAAUGGUUGCUAUGCUUCAGUGCAUCUUUUUCUUAGGUAGUAUGCUCUUUAUAUUCAUGCCAUUUACUGAACUUGGCCUUAUCUCUUGCAGAUCCUUGUGGUUAUUGAGCCACUUUUGAUUGAUGAAGACUACUAUGCUAGAGUGGAGGGACGUGAAAUUAUUUCCAACUUAGCUAAGGUUAGUAUAGGAUUCAUUUUUCUCUUUCUGAAACAAUCUUAUUUUCUCUUUUAGGGUGGUAUAAGAUUGUUGUUUUUUCUUUCCUUUUUUUUCUUUUUCAUUUCAAGGAAGGUGUCUUCCUUCAUAGAGACUUAAACAACUCAUAAAGAGAAGAAAUCAGCUUGUGCAAUAAUUAAGCCGUGUUGAAUAUUGUACAAUUUUCUAAUGUGUGGCCCACAAAGACUGAUCAAAUGUCAUGUAAAUAUGAAGUGGAAAAGAUGAUUUGCUAUAUUGCUAAUGUUUAUCUGUCUUUUAGGCUGCUGGUUUGGCUACAAUGAUCUCUACCAUGAGACCUGAUAUUGAUAAUAUUGAUGAGUAUGUCCGUAACACAACAGCAAGGUAAGCUCCAUACAUAUUAGUCAAUAAAAGUUUGUGUUUAGUUUUUUAUCUCCAAUCAUAUAUGUUGAUGUAAAUGUACAUGUACAACUUACAUGACUGUUGUGAUCUAUUCAUUGCAGAGCUUUUGCAGUUGUAGCUUCAGCUCUUGGUAUUCCUUCCUUGUUACCAUUCUUAAAAGCUGUAUGUCGCAGCAAGAAAUCAUGGCAAGCACGUCACACUGGAAUCAAAAUUGUCCAGCAGAUAGCCAUUUUGAUGGGAUGUGCUAUCUUGCCUCAUUUGAGAAACUUAGUGGAGAUUAUUGAACAUGGUAAGAGAGGUUGUAGAGAAGAUUUUAAGAUUGAAAGCUCAAAAGAGCAAAUGACACAAUGUAUAGCCCUAUGCAGUACAAAAUUCUUAGGUAGAUUGAUAUCAUUUACCAUAAUUUCCAGCCGAUUACCCACGGGUAAUCUAUUAAUUUUUCCACAAACAGUUGUUAGUGCGGGUUAUAGGAAGGUGCAGGUAAUGCAAUAAUUUUUAAAGCUUCUGGCUGUAAAUGGGGAGAAAUUAUGGUAACUAUCUUAAACUAUCUUAUCCACACUUACUGCGCAGUGUUAGCUAUAGCUUUCUUCUAGACUCUACCAACAAAAUAGUAAAGGGAGUUACAUCUAUCAAAGAUACCAUAUUUAGAACAUAGAGAUAUUGUCCCCUGUAUUGUGGAAAGAGUAGAUAAUGUCUGGAUGGAAGAAUGUAAUAGCAUAGCUACUGAUGAACAUCCAGAAAGGACAAACAUGCAAUUUCUCCUUUCAAUUUUACUACAUUAUCCUGCAAACCAUGAUGGGAGCAGACAGGCUUUCAGGCAAGGGGAUUGUUCUCGAUUUUUCACCAAAUUAUUUAAUCUGAGUUACAAAGAAAUGUUUACUAGUAAUGCACCAAGUAAUACCUUUAUGGGUAUUCUGUGGAUGAGUAACACUCUUGAAAUAUAUAUAUAUAUAUAUAUCUUGGCUGCUUUGUUAGGUUUGGUUGAUGAACAGCAGAAGGUGCGAACUAUCACUGCUCUUGCCUUGGCUGCCCUGGCUGAAGCUGCUACACCCUAUGGUAUUGAGUCCUUUGAUAGUGUUCUGAAGCCCUUGUGGAAGGGUAUAAGACAACACAGAGGAAAGGUAACUUUUUAAAAGAAUAUGCCACAGAGCUUAGUGGAGAGUCUUGGAUUUUCUAGAAACUACAGAAAUUUAAACACUUAUAAGGCCUCUAAUAAGCAUGGAUAAUACAGAUGAAGUGUUUAUAAAAUAGCAAGAUGUCUGGAUGUUUUUCCAAGGUGCAAGAAGUGGUCAAUUCUUGUUGAGAUCCAAUUCUGCUGAAGUAAAUAUCUCUCAAAUUUCCUUGGCCAAAUGUUAUUGUACAAGGUCUGAAAAUUUUGAAUUUGGGGUCAACUAUUGACUACAGUGUGCAUUAACUUAAAAUCUUCUACACAGGCCUUGUGGUUUGGCUGAAAACUUUGAAUCUGGAAAAUGAAGAUGUUGCACACAAAAUCUUACCUUAUUGUUUCUUCAAAAGUAACGUAUUUGAGAGAGACACUUUGCUGCCUUAUCUAUUCUGCAUUUAUCACUGUUUUGUGUCCAGAGAUUUGGACGUGGGUUGAAUAAAAAGGGUGAAGGUUUUUCAUACCAUUGCAUACUUCAAAUGUGUUUUUGUAGGGUCUGGCUGCCUUUCUGAAGGCUAUUGGAUACCUUAUUCCGCUCAUGGAUGCAGAGUAUGCCAACUACUAUACCAGAGAAGUGAUGCUGAUCUUGAUUCGUGAGUUUCAGAGCCCUGACGAAGAAAUGAAAAAGAUUGUGUUGAAGGUAAAACAGCUAAAGAAUUCUUGUUUUUCUUGAAAUCGGGUUGAUUGGUUAACAUACUUCAGAAAUGGUCCACCAACUUAACAUUGCGAACUUUGUUAUAAACCCAAGUGCAAGAUAACAAAACAGAAAAUCAAGUUGUAUCACUGCGCAUGUUUAGUAGCUGGCUAAUAUCCUUUUGGCUUGUCUGGUUUGCAGGUAGUGAAGCAGUGCUGUGCCACGGAUGGUGUUGAACCGCAGUACAUCAAAGAUGAGAUUUUACCAGAUUUCUUCAAACAUUUCUGGCAGCACAGGAUGGCAUUGGAUAGGAGAAAUUACAGACAGGUCAGUCAAGUUCAUGAUAUGUAUGCAUUGUGCUCAAAUUGUAUUAAAAGUAACUUAGCCAGAGUAGUCUGAAAUUUAGGGUCUUGAAGAGUUAAAUUUUUGUAAGCAUCUUGUUAUCAUUGUCAGAAAAGUAAUAAGCGUCUUAGAAACGUUAUUUCUCGAUCUUCUUUUCCAGUGUCUGCAGCGUCAACAUAAUAUAAAACAUCAGUUCUCACUUUUUUCUUUAAGAGAAGCUUUUGUUUUAGAAUGGGUUUUGUAAUCCGUUUUCAAGCACCAAGUAAUACUAAUGUAUACAGUAUUCCAAUCUCAGAAUUUAAAUGGCAUUGCAUAUUAUGUAUAAUUUUGACAGCUAGUGGAUACAACUGUGGAACUGGCUAACAAAGUCGGAGCAUCUGAGAUCAUCAACCGAAUAGUGGACGAUCUCAAAGAUGAAAAUGAACAGUACCGAAAAAUGGUCAUGGAAACAAUUGAAAAGGUAACUUUUACCAUAUUAUUUCUCACCACCCUAACGUCAGAAAGCCAGUUCCUACCAUAUGGUUUCGAGUUAAAUCAUUAAUUGAAUUCCACGAACAAUUUCGUGGCAAAAAGAGGACCGAAACUUCUGACAGAACCGAAAACUUAGCCCCAAAAUUACACCAAAUCUUUCGUCGUGCUUUUUUCCAACUCAAAACUAGAUCAAAUGUCCCAAGCAAAAUUACACUAUAUGUAUCAUGCGCUCACACGUCCUAUAAGGUCACUGUUCUUGAGACCACCAUUUAUGACGUUCUGUAUAUUGUUAUUGUUUUGCUUCUUGUUUGUUUUCUGGAUGAUUUUGAAAAAAAAACUUUAAUGGUUUUUAUUUUCAGACCAUGGGUAACCUGGGCUCAUCCGAUGUUGAUUCCCGUCUUGAGGAACAGCUUAUUGACGGAAUCCUGUAUGCCUUUCAAGAACAAACUCAGGAGGUAAUUACCUUUUGUUUGUUUGUUUUGUUUGUUUUGUUUUGUUUUGUUUUUUCACUCCAAGAGUGACUACCGCACAAACUCUCCAUAGCAUUUCGAUACUCUGUCAAAGACAGGUAAUGAGAACUUUAAAAACAAAAAUCAGCUAAGUUGUAGCCUGAGAGCAGGCGCUCGUUAUAAGUGCUUCGGCACGACUGCUUCUUCGCCCGCUGGAAAGUAUGAGGCGAGUGAGGUUUGCAAGAGGUCCAACACUGAAAAUGAGCAUUAUUAGCGCCAGACCCCCGAAAAACCUCUCCCCUGCUCGUCUCCAAUCCUCCCGCGGGCGGAGAAACUCGCCUCUUAGAGCGCUAAUAAAGAGGGCCUGCUAGCUGGCUAGCUCAUUUGUCUCGAUAAAACACUAAAUUUUUUGAAACAGCAAACAAACAAAAAAAUAAAUAUCAACUAGAAGAACUAGCUUUCGGUUUCUAAGGGUUGAUACCUCAUUAUUUGUCCAGCAGAAUUCUCAUUUCCGUGAGGAUAUUUGGUGAACAAUGAUGCGUUUUCUGUUCUUUCACUAGCUUCUCGCCUAAUCACAUUUUCUCUCUAAUUUUGUGUUGUGGCCUUUUGUGAAAAUGCUGAUUUUUCACUGACCUUUACUCAUUUGUUCUCCUUAGGACAUCGUUAUGUUGAAUGGUUUCGGUACAGUGGUGAAUGCACUGGGUAAGCGUGUUAAGCCAUACCUGCCUCAGAUCUGUGGUACAAUCCUGUGGAGAUUAAACAACAAAUCAGCUAAGGUCAGACAACAGGCUGCUGAUCUCAUAUCAAGGAUCGCUCAAGUCAUGAUGACCUGCGGAGAGGCAAGUAUAUGUUUCAGAGUGAUAUUCUUUUUCUACUUUUUCUCUGUUUCUUGCUUUGUUGAUGACUUUCACUUAGGUUGUCAAACGUCAGUCACUAUUACCGACAAUAUUCCCUUUCCGUACUACUCUUACCCUAACGUUCAGACUUCACUAUCAACAAGUCUUUCAUAUGAUAAAGUCACUAAUCUGCCUUACGCGAAGUAGAAGGAAGAUCGGAGUACGCAAGGAAAAAGCGAAAAUUUUGAAGCUUAUUAAGUCCUGAAAUCCGUGGAGAGAAUAAUUUGUAACGUCCUGUAAUUUCUCUACAUUAUACAGCCAACGGGCGAGCUAUCAACAUCAAUGGUUACUUCUUACUAAUUGCCUCGCAGGUCCCGAUCGUUAGUAUGAUCAUUUAUAACACUAUGAACAUUUCCAAAACGUUUCUGUUAUCUCUUCUUUCUUUUUUUCUUAUCUAACGUAACAUGGAAUUGUCUUUGUCUACAGGAGAAGCUCAUGGGUCACUUAGGUGUCGUACUGUACGAGUACCUUGGAGAAGAGUACCCUGAAGUACUGGGGAGUAUCUUGGGGGCCCUUAAGGUGAGCAAACACACUUAUAGGAAAUUAUAGUAAAAGGAUUUGUUUAACAUCACCUAAAACAGUGAAUUUUCUAUGAAACCGCUUUAACUCCAGAAAAGUUUCCUUUACAUUGUUAAUAAUGUACAUUAAAAAAUUACUCGCUCUGAUUGGCUGAAAACGAGUGCAGUCUCCUGUAACACGAGUGCAAAGUUGUAACGUGAGUGCAAAUUACAAAUAGCGUGUUGUAGAAAUUUACGUGUCUUGACUCUGCGAUGUUUUUUCAUUUACAUUACUAAUAGGUAAUUAAAUGAUUUCUCGUGCUAUGUGGUGUAAUAAAGCACUUGUAAAUUCUCCAAAGACAGCAAAUUGCAUUUGCCCUACGGCUCGUGAAUUUUUGUUGUCUUUGAAAAAUUUACUCAUGCUUAUUAACACCAAAUUGCAAUCGAAAUCGUGUCAUUACCUAUACAAAUUGCAAAUGCAGGGCGUGAAAUUGCGCCUAAUACAGGCGCCAAUACGACUAAAUCUUUCACUUUGGCGACCAAAUCCUGAAAAUUAGUCGCCAAAUUGGCGACUAGAAUGUUUCAUCAUAAAUUGCGAAAUAGUGAAAUUUGCAAAGAUAAAUUUAGCAAACUUCCUCGUUAAGUUUGUUUCAAAACGCAGCACAUGCGUCUCAGAUCGAUAACUUAGUAGAUUUAGGUGAGCUUGAACGUUGCAUAUCAUCCAUAAUGUCCACUUUGUAAAGGAAAAAUUUCUAGAACGAUGACACGUAAAAAAAGGUUUUGUUUGUCUUUGAAAAUGGCGACCAAAAUAGACUAAUUCACCGAGUGGCUCAGAAAAAAAAAAAUUAAUUUCACGCCCUGAAAUGUAAAUUUUAAAUUUACAACUGUAAAUUUCCGGCCAGAUCUUGUGCAAGUGUAAUUGUUGAGGAAAAGUUUGUAAGGGACAAAAUUUGUCGAAAUAGACUAAUUCACCGAGACUCUUGUCAGUAAAAUUUUGAACUGAGUAAGAGUAAUUCUACUCCAGCGUCUUUUCCUGGACAAGAUUCAUCGACAAGUUUCUAUUUCCAACAUAUUCGAUGCAAAACUUUGCGCUCGAAAAUUGCACCACUACUAUUGGGAAGACUCUCUAUUAUGAAUCCCCUUUACGUCGUUAGUUCAUUUUCAAAACUGCUCAAGAUUUACAGACAAAGAGAUGGCGAUCGGCAAGAAUAAUUAGCUUUGGAUUUUACAGUUCUGUUGGCAUGAACGAACAGUAAAUAGUUUUUAAAAGAGCGUUGCUUAUGUGAAGACCGGAUACUAACCAUUAGUGAUUUGUUUGUUUAUAGGCAAUUGUCAACGUUAUUGGAAUGAACAAAAUGACUCCACCCAUCAAAGAUCUUUUGCCGAGACUCACACCCAUUCUCAAGAACAGGUGCGGGUUUUUCCAUUUUAUGUUUUUUCCUAUCUUACCAAAGGAAGCACGACCUUGUAGCGCGAGCAAUGACGAACACUGAAGCUUUGUUGAACGUUAUUAAAAGCCACUGAAAAAUUUGCAUAUAAAAAUGAGACAUCGGAUUGAGAAAACGGAUAUUAAAACAAGCUGAUAUUAUGUAGUGUCUGUUACUUUGAAGGAAAAUUUUCGCUUCACAUUCUAGCACUUCGAAAUAUCGAUGUUACAAAGGCUCAUAGAGAGCUAGAAAUCAUCUUUACAUCUGGUCUUUUCCUUCACCAGACACGAGAAGGUUCAGGAGAACUGUAUCGACUUGGUUGGUAGGAUUGCAGACAGAGGAGCAGAACAUGUCGGUGCGCGUGAGUGGAUGAGAAUUUGUUUUGAGCUCCUUGAACUGCUGAAGGCCCACAAGAAAGCUAUCAGAAGAGCUACUGUCAACACCUUUGGAUAUAUCGCCAAGGCAAUUGGGUAAGUUACUUACUGCAAAGCUAAGCCAGUUCUGCAAUUGUUGCCCAACGGUCCCCACUAUGUUUCAUGUCUUCGCUUUUAGGUUAGUUGACACAUUCGGCUGCUUACUCGUCGUGAUAUUUUUCUUCGUAUUACGGACAUCCUGUAAAAGAAAUUUUAUCAUUUUUUUUCAAUGCCCAUGUCUGCUAAUUUCCUAUAAACAGAGGUUUGGAAACGAAAACAAAAAUAAUUUAGUCAAUGCAAACUUUAUCUUUUUUGUGAAAUUUUAAACAUUUUCCAUUUGUGAAGGAAAAUCUCUGGCAUAUAUAUGUUGUUUGGCCAGAGAUUGUUCUUUGAGUUACACUAAGUCGCAUAAACAAAAAUUUUAAGUGUUUUGUUGAUUAAUACCGACGUCUUCUCACUCAAUUCCAUGUUAUCUUUUCCUGUCGUUUAGUCCUCAAGAUGUACUCGCCACUCUGCUCAACAACUUGAAAGUGCAGGAACGGCAGAACAGAGUGUGCACCACUGUCGCUAUCGCCAUUGUUGCAGAGACAUGCUCGCCAUUCACUGUUCUACCAGCCCUAAUGAAUGAAUACCGUGUCCCAGAGCUGAACGUCCAAAAUGGCGUCCUCAAGUCACUGUCGUUCUUGUUUGAAUACAUUGGCGAAAUGGGAAAAGAUUACAUCUAUGCCGUGACACCUUUAUUGGAAGAUGCUCUCAUGGACAGGUUAGACACACCUGUGAAGCGUUUUGUAACUAAAAGUUUUAUAGAGCAUCUCUUUUUGAGCGUCGCAACGAGGAUUCUCGGCGGUUUCAUACUUUGAUCGAGCCUGAAAACUCGUACCAUCCCCAUAAUCAAUCAGACUGUGCUGUUCAAACACUUAAUUUAACGGCGCUCUGUAAAGGGAUAUAUACCAACAAAUUGUAAUUGGUUUCUGUAUCCUCCAAACAGAAAAUGGACCGAAAUCUUUAGCUAAAUUUAGGCGGGCUGGCAGGUUUACUUCAGUAUAAGGAUCGUCAACGCUCCGAGAGCCGACGGGGGGUGGGGAGGGACUGAUUUAUUUCCAGGUCAUUGAAACGGGUGAGGGGGGGCUUUGUAGAAUCUCUAAAUUUUAGACAGGGGCUUAUUCAGCCGUUUACGGUAUCUGCAAUGACCCUCAUAGGAUUAGUUAUUGUCAGUCUUCGUUCAUAACAGAAUGACCUUUUCAUGCGUAUUAGUUACUUAUUCUUACGACUGGUCUUCCAAUCCUUUCAGAGAUCUGGUUCAUCGCCAAACAGCGUGUGCCGCAAUAAAGCACAUGGCCUUGGGAGUGUCAGGCUUUGGCUGUGAAGAUGCUCUCACUCAUCUUAUGAAUUACGUGUGGCCCAACAUCUUUGAGACGUCGCCUCAUGUCGUGAACGCAGUGAUGGAGUCUAUCGAAGGCAUGAGAGUGGCUUUAGGACCUUCUAAAGUACUUCAAUAUUGUUUACAGGUGAGAGGCUAUAAAACUCUUUGCUAUGCGAUAAUAUUGUAGAGGUUUUCUCCUUCGAAGUUUUUGUUUUUGACGUGAGUUGAAUCUGUUUACUACUGCCAAUCAUUUCUCUUGCACCAUGUCAAAAGGGUAUUGUUUCUUUCGAUUAACUUUACAUCUUCCAUGUAAUGUUACGUUGCGUUACAUGUCGUGGCUUAUCGAUAGUUUUGUGAUGGAUAAAUCUUUGAAAAAAGCUUUUCAUCUUACGUUUUUAUCGUUACAUUUCCCAGGGAAUGUUUCAUCCGGCGCGAAAGGUUCGAGAUGUCUACUGGAAGAUUUACAACAGCUUGUAUAUUGGAUCACAGGUAAAACUGUCACUAACGUUUACUCUUACCAUAUAUCCUCCUCCGUCUUAGUCGUGUUUUCAUUUAUGUGUUAUUCAGAAAUUUUUAGCUAAGUCACCGCUUUUUGUCUCCUUUUAGGAUGCUCUGGUAGCAGCAUAUCCUACAGCACCCAGUGAUGAAAAGAACCAUUUCUCAAGAUCCGAACUAUCCUAUUUCCUCUGA
Pocillopora meandrina is the source of this 17562-nucleotide messenger RNA. NCBI's taxonomy places the organism in Eukaryota, Metazoa, Cnidaria, Anthozoa, Scleractinia, Pocilloporidae. The record is from the annotation of a GenBank genome assembly.